Messenger RNA from Tilletiopsis washingtonensis, 2832 nucleotides. RefSeq lists its product as hypothetical. Gene Ontology annotation, molecular function: voltage-gated chloride channel activity. Bases 1 to 2832 code for a protein of 943 amino acids. The transcript has 10 exons. The record is from RefSeq and is a predicted model, not a curated record. Gene Ontology annotation, biological process: transmembrane transport; intracellular copper ion homeostasis; chloride transport. NCBI's taxonomy places the organism in Eukaryota, Fungi, Basidiomycota, Exobasidiomycetes, Entylomatales. Gene Ontology annotation, cellular component: fungal-type vacuole; early endosome; membrane.
AUGGACGAGCGGGCGCUCGACGAGAUCCGCCGCUACGAGUCGUUCUCCACCGUCGACUGGAUCGCAGACUCGACACGCGAGCGGGCGCGCGUCGCCCGGCAGCACGCCUCGCCGGGGCCAGGCGCAUCGCCGCUCGACACGGGCUGGGGCGGGCGCGGCGGCGAGCGUCCGCCGCGCUGGUGGCCAAGCUCGGGCCCGUGGGGCCGCAUCGUGUGGGCCGUGUGGCUGCUCGUGCGCAAGGCGGCCAAGGGCGUCGAGGAGAGCGCCGUUGUGAUUGGCGUGGGCGCCCUCAUCGGCCUCAACAUGGCGGUCAUCUCCAUCGCCACCGAGUGGGCGUCCGACCUCAAGACGGGCUACUGCACCGCCGGCUGGUGGCUCAACCGCAAGUUCUGCUGCUGGGAGUUCAUGGAGGGCGGCGGCCCGGGCGGCACCAGCCCCAUCCCCAGCUCGCUCAAGCCGUCGGGCGGCGCGGGCAAUGCGACGAUGCUGGCGCGCGCCGGCGAGGCGCUCGAGUGGGGCAUGGCGCUCGUGCCGCGCGCCGAGGUGCAGCCGGGCUCCUCCAGCGAGGCGUGCUCGGACUGGCAGCCGUGGAGUAGCUGGACUGUGGUCAGCUGGGUGAUCUACGUCGUCUUCGCGGCCAUCUUCGCGGCGCUGUGCUCGCACCUCGUGCGCUCCUUUGCGCCCUACGCCGCGGGCUCGGGCAUCUCCGAGAUCAAGUGCAUUCUCGCUGGCUUCAUCAUCAACGGCUUCCUGGGCACGUGGACGUUUGCGGUGAAGAGUCUCACUCUCCCGCUGGCCAUUGCGUCAGGCCUGAGUGUCGGCAAGGAAGGGCCGGCGGUGCACGUUGCGUGCUGCAUCGGCAACGUCGUUGCCAGCUUCGUCAAGAGCUUCGACCGUAGCCAGGCACGCAUGCGCGAACUCCUCACCGCUGCCAGUGCCGCCGGCGUCGCCGUGGCAUUCGGCUCGCCCAUCGGCGGCGUGCUCUUCUCGCUCGAGGAAAUGGCGUACAACUUUCCAGCCUCGACGAUGUGGCGCUCGUUCCUCUGCGCCCUUGCGUCCACAGUGACGCUUUCGUUCAUGAACCCCUUCCGGACGGGCAAGCUUGUGCUCUUUCAGGUGUCGUACGACCGCGACUGGCACUACUUCGAGAUGUUCUUCUACAGCAUCAUCGGCGUGUUCGGCGGCCUGUACGGUGCCUUCAUCAUCAAGUACAACCUGCAGGUGCAGCGCUUCCGCCGCGACAACCUCGCCGCGCACGGCGUCGCCGAGGCCAUCGUGCUGGCGACGCUGACGGCGUUCGUGGGCUACUGGAACAAGUUUCUGCGCAUCGACAUGUCCGAGUCGCUCGAGAUCCUCUUCCACGAGUGCGAGGGCGGCGGCGACUACGACUCGCUGUGCCAGUCGUCGGCGCAGUGGCGCAUGGUCAACUCGCUGCUCAUCGCCACGGUGCUGCGCGCGGCGCUCGUCGUGCUGUCGUACGGCUGCAAGGUGCCGGCGGGCAUCUUUGUGCCGUCCAUGGCCAUCGGCGCCACGUUUGGACGCAUGGUCGGCAUCCUCGUCAAGGCGCUGUACACGGCGUUCCCGCACGCGAGCAUCUUCAGCGCAUGCCAGCCCGACGUGCCGUGCAUCACGCCCGGCACGUACGCCUUCCUUGGCGCCGCCGCUGCGCUGGCUGGCGUGACGCGCAUCACCGUCGCCGUCGUCGUCAUCAUGUUCGAGCUUACCGGCGCGCUGACGUACAUCCUGCCGACGAUGUUUGUCGUGAUGAUCACCAAGGGCGUCGGCGACCUGUACGGCAAGGGCGGCAUCUCCGACCAGACGAUCCGCUUCCAGGGCUACCCGUUCCUUGACAAGGACGAGCACGUCUUUGGCCUGCCGGUGGCCGACAUCAUGACGCGCGGGCCUGCCGUGCUCUAUGGCGCCGGCAUGCCGCUGGCCGAGGUCGAGCAGCGCCUCGCCAGCGGGCCGUACAAGGGCCUGCCCGUGGUGCGCAGCGCCGAGGAUCCGACGCUUCUCGGCUACGCCGGCAAGACGGAGAUGCGCUAUGCCAUUGCCAAGGCACGGCGUGCUCGCUCGACGCUGGCGCCCACGACGUUGUGCUGCUUCACCUCGGAAGCAGACAACGACGAGGCCAGUGGGCUCGGCGUGCACCCGCUCGCCCAGCACCCGCCGACGCCCAUCGUCUCCACGUUUGAGACGAUGGAGCCGAACAACGGCAAGGAUGACGAGCACCAGGGCCUCAUGGGCGGUCAGGACAGCGAUGACGAGCACGAUUCGCUGGGCGAGGCCGGCGGAGGUAUCGACGGCGAGGGCGAUGACGACGUGCUGGAGCUCGGCGGCUGGAUGGAGCAGACGCCAUUAUGCGUGCAGCCAUCGAUGCCGCUCGAGGUCGUGAUGGACCUGUUCAAGAAGAUGGGGCCGCGAGUGAUCAUCGUCACACGGCUGGGCCGCGUCGUCGGGCUCGUCACGGUCAAGGACGUGCUCAAGCACCACGCCGCGACCGAGCAUGCAGCCGCUGUCGCUGCCUCUGCAGCGCGCGACGUGCGCAGCGGGCCCGGCCUGCCCUCGGCUGCAGCGGUGCCGCAGGACGGCUUCGGCGGCGACCUCGAGCUGGCGCUCUCGGAUCUCUACACCUGGUUCCUCACGUACGCACGCACGCUCGCGCCGAUCGCGGCCAAGGUGCGCGGCUGGUUCCCGGCCAACGGCGCGGGGCGCAGCGCUGCACGGCCACAGGCGCCGCCAGGCUACUCGCGGCCGUCGCGGCAGGCCGAGGCGGCCGACGAGGACGAGCAGCGGGAGCAGUUUGUGCUGGCCGGCGAGGGCGAUGAGUAG